AUGGAUCCUGAGUAUAUAGAGCGGCAAUUAAAACAUUCAACAUGGUUUGUAAAAAGAAUCAAUGGUGAGGGAAAUUGUCUCGUAACAUUUCUACCAAUGAGAUCUUCAAUCACAAUUUUAGUUGUUGUCUUAGUUUCCUUGAAUCAUUUGAUGCCGAGUGUCUUUAAACUCACCCAAACUCAGCUAUCACAGCAAUGUCAGAGUCAAGGCUUUACAGAUAAUACCUCGCUGGAUCAAAUCAAACUAAAAUUGAUGGAUAUUUUACGGUGUCCCCAAAAAAUUAACCAAAUUGAAUUAACGGGUUCAAACUUGAAUUUAAAUUUCAACAUAUCUCCAGAAAUUACCAUUUCUAUAAAAAUCGUACCUUCUCAUGUUACUAAGGAUACAUGCUCUAAAAUUUUGCAGAAUCUGAGCAUGCUUCUAUUGAAGUUGAUAAAUUUUUCCGCCCAAUAUCAGUCUAUUCAACAGGAUAUUUUGAACGAAAAGCAACAAUGUUUGGACUAUCUCUUAAGAUCUCUUAACGAUUUAGAUGGAGGGAGUAAAAUUAUCCGUCAAUGGGCUCCUGAAAACUCUAGGAAUUAUGAAUCUCUACAGCCAAGCACUUGUGAUGACAUAAUCAAAAAACUACAUAAUAGAGGAAAGUUCCAAGACCCAGAUUCACCAGCAGAUUCACUGACAGUACUAUUAUGUUCGGAAGAAAAAUUUCAAGAUAUAUCUCAGAUUGAAGAAUCAGAGGAAAGCAUCAAAGAAGGCGCUAGAUUUCCUGGAGCGAAGGAUCUCUAUGAUGACGAUUUUGAGCUGCAAUUGGAGCCUUCAAGUGAGACUCAACCAAAGAGCUACCGUGAUAUUAAACCAACGAUAGGCUCCAAUGCAACAAUUGCAAAUAGGAAUGCUAAUUCGCUACUUUGCCCGGAGAAUUUUACCGAAUAUGACUCCACGUCUUCAAAAAGAACAAAGCCAGCUUCUGUUGUAUCAUUAACAUCAUCUCCGGCAGGAGAACGUCCACGAAAGAAAAGAAGAUUCGGGAAGAUUAAAAUUAAAAACUGA
Molecule: messenger RNA, 1047 nt
Organism: Saccharomyces mikatae IFO 1815
Lineage: Eukaryota; Fungi; Ascomycota; Saccharomycetes; Saccharomycetales; Saccharomycetaceae
Gene: NEJ1
Product: Nej1p
Exons: 1
Coding region: 1-1047 (348 amino acids)
Biological process (GO): double-strand break repair
Cellular component (GO): nucleus
Source: RefSeq, a predicted model, not a curated record